GAGACCUUGACACUCUUCGGACCAGUGUAAAGCAAAUAGUUGAGAUAAUCGUGGGUUUGUUAAAAGAUAGGAUAAAAGCUACCAGCGAACCCGAGAGUAAAAAGCGACGUGUGCAUGAAAAAAUCCAAAAAUAA
Molecule: messenger RNA, 134 nt
Organism: Diversispora eburnea
Lineage: Eukaryota; Fungi; Glomeromycota; Glomeromycetes; Diversisporales; Diversisporaceae
Source: the annotation of a GenBank genome assembly